UCUAAGGGGCUGAGGAAAAAAAAAAGGCAGCUACAAGAAGUGCUAUUGAUGUCGAAUAAGGGAGUUGCUCUUUUCAUGCAGCUACAUUUGCAAAUACUGGAAUUACAGCUGUUAUCAAGUACCACUCAGAAUCACUUAAAGGCGUGUGCCAGAGACUAGUCAUUGGGACGACUGCUUUUUACAGGGAGUCUCUUUUUACACCUGCUAUCAGCACAAAAUGGAACCCAAUAGCCCUAAAAAGAUACAGUUUUCAGUUCCAGUAUUUGAGAGUCAGUUGGAUCCUGAGGCAUCGGAACAGAUAAGAAAAAGAAGACCGACACCUGCAUCACUGGUUAUUUUGAAUGAUCACUCAUCCCCACCAGAGAUAGAUGAGAAGAGGAUCAGCACCACACACGAAGAAAAUGUGUCUCCCAAACAGAGAAAGCAAAGUGUGUAUUCUGGCCCAAACAUGAAAGGUACUGUUCAGUUUGUUCAUUUAGUUACAGAGCGUUCCCAGCAGCAAAAUAUACCAAGACGGAAAGACACCCCAUGUCACAAUGACAUACCAUUUAUACCAGGGGUUAAACAGAUGAAAAAACAGAACAAGACCUCCUUUCCCGAAGAAGAAGAAGGACAAAAUGACGAAGAGUGUGAUCACUGAAAAAAAAAAAAGAGUACGAAAUCUCUGAUGGGAGUUUUUUGUAAUGUAAAUGGACUUUUACCUGUUCUACAGAAAAUCUCAUUGAAGGGCAUAUUAUCUUUGAAGGCAUUUUAUAUCUCAGUACACCGUAUGUUUUAAGAAAAGGUUUCUAUACUAGUUGUGGUCCAUGGCGCAACUAUCUAAAAACUUCAUAAUCAACUACAGUAUAGGAAUAGGAAAUCAUUCCACGUCAAAAUUCUAAUUUCGUGCAUUUACUGUUCGCCAUUUAACUGUAUUACUACUACACAUUUGCUAAAAGAAGUUUGCAAUGAAUUAAGUCUGUAAAUAUAACUAAUUAAUUAAAUCAGCUACAUAAAUAAACAUUUAGAGAAAAUGGAAA
Messenger RNA from Pelobates fuscus (common spadefoot toad), 1019 nucleotides. RefSeq names its product protein phosphatase 1 regulatory inhibitor subunit 1C (gene PPP1R1C). Gene Ontology annotation, molecular function: protein phosphatase inhibitor activity. Bases 218 to 640 code for a protein of 140 amino acids. The transcript has 6 exons. Gene Ontology annotation, cellular component: cytoplasm. Gene Ontology annotation, biological process: intracellular signal transduction. Lineage: Eukaryota; Metazoa; Chordata; Amphibia; Anura; Pelobatidae. The record is from RefSeq and is a predicted model, not a curated record.